GAGAGAGAGAGAGAGUAGGGAGAGAGAAAUGGAAGGAAUAUACGGAGCAGUGAUGGAGGAGAUAUGGCGGUACACGGGGCUGUCACCGACGGCCUUCUUCACAAUCGCCGGGAUGAUGGUCGUGGUUUACAGAAUAGUCACUGGCAUGUUUGUGGAUCCCGAAGACUUCAACCAGCCUCCGGUGGCGGCCACCAUCAACACCGUCGAUCCUAUUUCCAAAUCCAAUUUUGUGAAUAAAUACUUCAAUUCCACGGGGGCGGCGAGAGGCUCGUCGGUACAAAUGGGAGACAUGACGGAGGAGCAGCUGAGAGAGUACGGCGGGUCUGACCCCAACAAGCCGCUGCUUAUUGCCAUCAGAGCUCAGAUCUACGACGUCUCUUCCUCCAGGAACUUCUACGGACCAGGUGGACCGUACGCCAUGUUUGCUGGAAGGGAAGUUAGCAGAGCGCUGGCUCUUCUGUCUUUUAAACCCCAAGACAUAAACGGCAACCUCGAAGGUCUCGGGCCUGAUGAACUUGGCAUAUUACAGGACUGGGAAGAGAAGUUCAUCGAAAAAUAUGACAAGGUCGGGCGGCUUGUAACAGAGCUGAGGAUGAAUUCUGAUGAGUAAACCGAGGACGGUGGAGAUGAAGCUCAACCGGAGGCAAAUGGACAGGCACAACAGAACCAACCUUAUGCAGUGGUCGUUGAUACUUGUUGGAUUAUGUCCCGUUGAAUCCCCAACAUUGGGAUGAUGGAUUGCUAGGGUUUCCUUCUUUUCCUAAUCCUGUAUGUGCAUAGUAUAUGUAUCACUUGUUAGUUAUACGAUGCAGCAAAAUGUCACCGAGAAAUUAUUGUAGUAGAUGUUUACAGUGGAAAUUCAUGUUAGCGGUUAUAGUUGCCAUGAUGUUUCCGGCAAUCAAGUUAGGGUUUAGUUUAUGAAAUAUGGAGUUUAACAGAAUGAAUUGAGGCCUUGCCUCCAAAUAAAAGACAACAUAAUGGACGCUUUCUUUUGUACAAACA
This is a messenger RNA of Malus domestica (apple), 1002 nucleotides long. Its product is annotated as probable steroid-binding protein 3. Gene Ontology annotation, cellular component: membrane; endomembrane system; endoplasmic reticulum. The record is from RefSeq and is a predicted model, not a curated record. NCBI's taxonomy places the organism in Eukaryota, Viridiplantae, Streptophyta, Magnoliopsida, Rosales, Rosaceae.